AAAUUCUAUGGAUAUGUAUACUAAUCUAAUUGGUUACAUGACUUUUUUUUAUUAGCAAGUUAUUGUUAAUUUUUCAAUUGAAAAUUAUAUAAUUUUAAUAUAAUUUCUUAGCAUUUUAUAUUUUUGCAUUUGAAUUUCAAUAAUUAUAUACAAUGGUGAAGCACUUUGUUUGGGUUUGGAUUGUUUCAAUAAAUGUGGAGAUUAGGCUUGUUAUAAAUAAGUCUAUACUUGGUAUUUCUAAUACCUUCCUCAUAAUCAAAGGAGAGAGAGAGAGGAAAACAAAACUCUAGAGUGUGAACCUUAAUUAUUUGUCACUAUAUAGCAUCUAGUUUAAGCAACAUUGUGAUAUCAGGACAGUUUAUUUCUCUUCCAAGUAUGUCAUCUUGGUUCUUAUUUGGAUGAUUGAAUUGAUCUUUACCGAGUUUAUCUUUUCAAAGUUGAUAUUUUUUCCGGUUGAACAGACUGGGUUUCAUUUUGUCAAGUGAAAUGAUAUCUGGUGCUUGCUAGUGUUUGGGAUCGUAUGUUGACUGACUUGUACAUAUUUAAACUUCAGAAAUUUACAAACUUGCGACCUGACAUGCGAUUUAGAUUUUUUCAACAUCAGGAAUAAUUUGGAAACAAGAAGGUCAACCGAGAAAUUUGAUAAUGAUUGGGGAAUAGAAAAUAUUAAUAAAUAACUUUGCUAGAAAAAUUCUUUGCAAUUAAGUUGCUCAAACAACUCUUUAUGGUGCUUGUGACUUUUACUAGUUAUGGCAUUGCAUCUGUUAAUAGUUUUACGAAUUGAGAAUGCAAGUAGUGAUUGACAAUAGUUGUACAAGUUAUGCGACAUUGAUGCGAAAAAAAUAAAUCAUGAUUUUCUAAUUUGAAACUUCUUUUAUUCAAAUGCGAUUAUAAAAUUGACAAGAAUAGAAUUCUCAAUAACCAUUGCCACUUUAUGUAUGAUGUUUUAUCUAAUGCUCCGGAUUUAGUUGGUGAGGGUGGUGAAUGAGAUCUCACAUUGCCGGUUUAAAAUGAAUUCUUUUGUGGUGCAUUUGGAGGGAAAGGAACGACAGGAGCUUUGAAGAUCGGGAAUGCUUAAUAUAAGAACUCAUAAACUUCUUUUUAAAACAUUAUUUCUUUGAGCUAUAGUUGUAUAUUUUAAUGUAGUCAGUUUUCAUGAAUUCCUUGUACUUUUCCUCAUUAGGUGUUUUCUCUUGUUUAUAUUCUGUGUACUUGGGGUAUGCAAACUUUUUAUGAUGAAGGGAUGCGAUUGUCCUGCCUCUUUCUAUGUUCUGAUAAAAUUUGCUUCUUAAAAAAGAUUCCAAGGGCUCCCAUUGUAACCUUGAACAAUCCUUUUGGAUUUUAAAUCCAUAUGUGCCUUGAGUUUUCCUUGGAUCGUAAAAAAUGAAGCCCUUGGAAUUCUUAUAAAGUGCAAUAACUUCUUGCCCCCACAAUUUCAAGAUUUUCAAGAUUUCUCCUAUCUCCAACCAGAAGUAUGGGAUUUAAGCAGUGCUAUUCACAAUGUUAUGGCUUUGUCAAGAAUUAAAGGUAGGGGAGAUUGUACUUGUAAUUUCCCAAAUUUUGUAUAAGGGUGGCAAAUGGAAUGAUACAUAAUAUUUCAAUUCAUUGGGCUGAUUUGGACUGGGGAGAAUGGGGAGUAGAUCUCUAAUAUGCACUUCGAGCUUGAAAGAUUGCACAACUAGUUGGAAUCCUUCAUUUGCCUUCUUCUUUACCCCCUGAAAUCUCAUCCUUCCUUAAUAUGUGGAAGUAUUUGUUUCAGCAGCAUUGGCAUCACAUCCACAUUACGUCUCUGGUACUAUGGCAGAAGGGAUCUCCAGCUGCACCAUGGACUAUUUCAUAUAUUAGAGGUGAGUUGGGGCGUAAUCAGUGAGAUCAGAAUCAUCAUAUGGCGUUACAAAUCUUAGUCUAAAAUCAUGGAAGUGCUUCCUUAUUCUGGUGUCCAAUAUGUUGGAGAAUCUGAUUGUGCCCCGCAGAGUUCAGGAACGACUUUUACUCAUGAUAAUGAAUCUAACUGCCUCGAGCAUGGAAAGCAAGUUCAAGUGGCAGAUGGUCGACAGGAUGACUUAUUGCUAAAUGUGGAAGGAUCUCGAGUAGCAAAAAAAGAUGAAGUUCUUGGGACAUUUGAUGAAUUGCCUUCUCCAGAAGGCCACUGCUGUGGAGCUCCAUAUUGUGAUUUUCAGUUGGAGGGUCAAAAUUUAUCUUGUGGUUCCCAUGAUUUUGAAGUUGAUGAUGUAAAUGCACAGAAUCGUAGCUUGAAACCUUGCAGAGUCUCUGAGAGCUCUCAUAUAAUUGUGCAUACCAUUGAAGGUGAAUUGCCAAACAACAGGGAGGAGGAGUUCUCUCUUUCAGAUCCCACGUGGUUAGAAGGGGAUGAAUCAGUGGCACUGUGGGUCAAGUGGAGAGGAAAGUGGCAAGCAGGAAUCAGAUGCUCGAGGGCUGACUGGCCAUUGGCUACUUUAAAAGCAAAACCAACACAUGACAGAAAGAAGUAUUUGGUGAUAUUUUUUCCACACACAAGAAAUUAUUCAUGGGCAGAUAUGCUACUUGUCCGUCCAAUAGAUGAAUUUCCUCAGCCUAUUGCAUAUAAGACAUAUAAGGUAGGAUUAAAAAUGGUUAAAGAUUUAACUGUUGCACGCCGAUUUAUUAUGCAAAAGCUGGCUGUUGGCAUGCUGAAUAUCGUUGACCAUUUUCAUGCUGAGGCUUUGAUAGAGACUGCUCGCGAUGUGAGGAUCUGGAAGGAGUUUGCUAUGGAGGCGUCUCGUUGUAACUGUUAUUCUGAACUUGGAAGAAUGCUUUUGAAGCUGCAGAAGAUGAUACUUCAGCAUUACAUAAAUUCUUACUGGCUACAACAUGAUUUUCACUCUUGGGCGCAAGGAUGUGAGAAUGCACAUAGUGCUGAAUCCAUUGAAAAGCUAAAGGAGGAUUUGUUUGAUUUUAUUUUGUGGAAAGAAGUCAACUCUCUCUGGGAUUCACCUGUGCAACCCACAUUGGGUUCUGAGUGGAAAACCUGGAAGCAUGAAGUUAUGAAAUGGUUUUCGACAGCUCAUCCAGUAUCCAGUGCCAGAGACGUGCAGCUGCAAACAAGUGAUGAUCUCUUGAACACAAAUCUCCAACUUAGCAAGAAGAGGCCAAAGCUUGAAGUACGUCGUGCAGAGCCACAUGCUUUUGCGGUGGAAACACUUGUAUCUGAUCAAGCAAUAACUCUUGAGAUUGACUCUGCAUAUUUUAAUGGUCAAGAUGCUACAGGUGCUGCUACAUCGGCAUUACAACACUGUAAAGGGGACGAGAUAAAGGAGGUAGCUGCUCCUACAGGUACACCUAGUUGUGUGGUUAAUAAAUGGGAGAACAUUGUAGUUGAACCUGAAAAUUAUGAGUUAAUUCAAACCAAAGAUAUGGAGUUGACACCUGUGAAUGAAGUGGCUGCUACUGAAUCCUUGGAACCUGGGAGUAAGAACCGACAAUGCAUCGCUUUUAUAGAAGCUAAGGGAAGGCAAUGUGUGAGGUGGGCAAACGAUGGUGAUGUUUACUGCUGUGUGCAUUUGUCUUCUCGGUUCAUAGGUAGCUCUGCUCGAGCAGAAAGACCUGCCUCGGUUGGUACCCCGAUGUGUGAAGGUACCACUGUUCUUGGUACUAGGUGUAAGCAUCGGUCUCUAUAUGGCUCCUCAUUCUGUAAGAAACACAGACCUCAAAAUGAAUCAAAAGGGAAAUUAAACUUCCCAGAGAUGGUUAAGAGAAAGCAUAAGGAGGACCUUCCCAGUUCAGAAACGACAGAACGCAAAGAAAUGGCUUAUGUGGGAGAAGUUGAAAAUCCCCUUCAAGUGGAUCCAAUCUCAGUCAUGGCAGUUGAUGCCUUCCAUGGAAGGAACAGCUUAACUGAAAAGCCUGAGCAUCCUGGCAAGGAUUGCAAUGGAACGGAGAAGCUGCACUGCAUAAGCUACUACCUGCCCAAUAAUCUCAACCCAUGUCUGGAAAGUCCAAGGCACCAUUCAUUAUACUGUGAGAAACACCUUCCAAGCUGGCUUAAACGUGCAAGGAAUGGUAAGGAUAGAAUUAUUUCAAAAGAAGUGUUCGCAGAUCUUUUGAGGAAAUGUUGUUCACAGGAGCAAAGGUUGAGGUUGCAUCAAGCGUGUGAGCUUUUCUACAAGCUCUUUAAAAGUAUUUUAUCCCUGAGAAACCCAGUGCCUAGGGAGGUUCAAUUUCAGUGGGCCAUAUCUGAAGCCUCUAAAGAUUUUAGUGUUGGCAAUUUCUUUACAAAGUUGGUUUACCGUGAGAUAGAGAGACUUAGAAAUAUUUGGGACUUCAGUUCUGAUGAAAUUGCGCGAGUUUCCACCUCUGUCAUGGAAGAACAGGUGGUGUUGCCAAUGGCAGUCGAUGAUAGUAAUGAUGAUGAAAAGGCUAUUAGGUGCAAAAUCUGCUCAGAGGAGUUUCUUGACAAUGAAGCACUUGGUAGCCACUGGAUGGACAUUCAUAAAAAGGAAGCACAAUGGCUGUUCAGGGGCUAUGCUUGUGCCAUCUGCCUUGAUUCCUUUACUAAUAAGAAAGUCCUGGAAACACAUGUGCAAGAGAGACACCAUGUGGAAUUUGUGGAACAAUGCAUGCUUCUCCAGUGUAUUCCUUGUGGAAGCCAUUUUGGGAACACUGAAGAGUUAUGGUUGCAUGUCCUUUCAGUUCAUCCUGUUGAUUUCAUGCCAUUAAAAGCUGGUCAACAGCAUAAUCUGCCUGCUGGUGAGGAUUCUCCGCAGAAAUCUGAGCUCUGCAAUACAGCUACUGUGGAGAAUAACACUCAGAAUCUAGGGUGUUUCCGAAAGUUUAUUUGCAGGUUUUGUGGGUUGAAGUUUGAUUUACUACCUGAUCUUGGCCGUCACCAUCAAGCUGCUCAUAUGGGGCCAAGUUUGGUCAGCUCUCACCACUCAAGGAGGGGGAUACGUUAUUAUGCUUGUAGAUUGAAAUCUGGAAGACUCAGCCGUCCUAGAUUUAAAAAAGGUCUAGCAGCAGCAUCAUAUAGAAUCAGGAACAGAGCCAAUGCCAGUAUGAAGAAACGCAUUCAAGCAUCAAAGUCACUAAGCACUGUAGGGGUAACUUUACAGCCUCAUGUAACUGAGACAGCAAGUCUUGGUAGAUUGACAGAAUCCCACUGCUCUGCAGUUGCAAAGAUUUUGUUUUCUGAAUCUCAGAAAACCAAACCUCGGCCUAACAACCUUGAUAUUUUAUCUACCGCUCGUUCUGCUUGCUGCAAGGUCAGUCUUGUAGCAUCCCUGGAAGGGAAGUAUGGUGUAUUGCCAGAACAUUUGUAUCUGAAGGCAGCCAAGCUCUGCAGUGAGCAUAACAUUCAAGUUGACUGGCACCAAGAGGGGUUUAUAUGUCCUAAAGGUUGUAAGGCGUUCAAGGACCCAAACUCGCUGUCUCCGCUGUUGCCUUUACCUUUUCCAUGUGACUCUGUAAGGUACGGAGCUGCACAUCAAUUAGAUCCAGUUAAUGAUGAGUGGGAGGUGGACGAGUGUCAUUAUAUCAUUGACUGCCACCAUUUGGGACAGAAGUCCAUGCAAAAGGCAGCUGUCUUGUGUAAUGAUAUAAGCUUUGGGCAGGAACCAGUUCCAGUGGCCUGCAUUGCCAAUGAGGGUGUCUCGGAUUCUAUACACAUCCGCAAAGAUGGCUCUGAUUGCCCAAAUGUGAUGCCUUGGGAAAGCUUCACAUAUGUCAUGAAGCUGUUUCUUGAUCAAUCUGCUGGUCGCGAUACAGAGAGCCUACAAUUGGGUUGUGCCUGCCCAUAUUCAACAUGCUAUCCUGAAGCAUGUGAUCAUGUAUAUCUCUUUGAUAAUGACUAUGAUGAGGCAAAAGACAUUUAUGGGAAACUCAUGCGUGACAGGUUCCCUUAUGAUGAGAAAGGCCGGAUCAUCUUGGAGGAGGGUUACCUUGUUUAUGAAUGCAAUCAUAUGUGCAGUUGCAGUAGAACCUGUCGUAAUAGGGUUUUACAGAAUGGAGUAAGAGUGAAGCUGGAAGUCUUCAAAACGGAGGAAAAGGGAUGGGGACUCAGGGCAGGUGAAGCAAUCCUGCGUGGCACAUUUGUAUGUGAGUACAUUGGGGAGCUCUUGGAUGAGAAGGAAGCAAACAAGAGGCAGCACAGGUAUAGGAAAGAGGGUUGUGGCUAUCUGUAUGACAUUGAUGCUCAUUUCAAUGAUGUGAGCAGAUUGAUUGAAGGACAGGUCCGAUAUGUGAUUGAUGCAACAAAAUAUGGAAAUGUUUCCCGGUUCAUCAAUCACAGCUGCUUGCCAAAUCUUGUGAGUUACCAGGUUCUUGUGGAAAGCAUGGAUAGUCAGCGUGCACACAUAGGUCUUUAUGCAAGUCGAGAUAUAGCUUUGGGCGAGGAAUUGACAUUCAACUAUCGGUAUGAGCUGCUCCCUGGAGAAGGAUAUCCAUGUCACUGUGGAGCUUCCAACUGUCGGGGCCGCCUUUAUUAAAACUUCAAUGUGCUCUGCCAAUCCAAUCUAGACAAUCAUCCUGUGCCUAAAAUUCUAUUGCUGGGGAAUGGGAGAAUCUGAGAUGGGAACAUCAAUCCAAUUACCAACUGGUCCACUCUCCAACAUUCUUUUUGAGGUUUUGUCUUAACUUCUGAUCCUGCACAACAUGGAUUCCAAGCUUUCCCUUUUGUAGAUAAUAGCUUAAGCAAAUUAUUUAUUCCCCCCCCCCCCCCCCCCCCCCCCUCUCCCUGUAGAUCGUACGUAUGUUGUAUACAUCUUUCUAUGUAUGAACGAGGAUGACACCUCAUUUUGUUUU
Molecule: messenger RNA, 6774 nt
Organism: Juglans microcarpa x Juglans regia
Lineage: Eukaryota; Viridiplantae; Streptophyta; Magnoliopsida; Fagales; Juglandaceae
Product: histone-lysine N-methyltransferase SUVR5-like
Exons: 12
Coding region: 1914-6458 (1514 amino acids)
Cellular component (GO): nucleus
Molecular function (GO): protein binding; histone methyltransferase activity; zinc ion binding
Source: RefSeq, a predicted model, not a curated record